UUGUCGGCCAUCACAAUAAUUUUCUGUUGCUCCCAACUGCAGCAUGCCUCGUAUACGCAAAAAGACGAGUAACCGUGUCAAAAUCAAUGACCGACAUAAGCUCCAGACCCGCAUCCGGGAUAGUAAGAAGAAAAAGGCCAAAGCAGCGAAAAAGAACCCGCAGUGGAAGUCCAAGCAUAAGAAGGACCCCGGCAUCCCGAAUACAUUCCCGUACAAGGACCAAGUGUUGGCUGAGAUCGCAGAGCAACGGAGACUCGCGGCGGAGGACAAGCAACGCAAAAAGGACGAGAAGAAACUGCAGAAGAAAGCUGCGCUCGAAUCCGAUGCCGAGGAUGUCUCUACGGAUGAGAUGGAAGUCGACGAGGAUGGUGCGGAGGACGAAGGCGAUGCAUUAGCGGAGGUCAAAGCUCUAGGUCUCGCUCAAGGAUUCGACGGAAUCGCCAGCCUCAGUGCGAAACGCGUAUCGACUUCGAAAGUUAGGGAGCGAGAAAAGUCAAAGCCUGUUGUCGAGGAGGAGGAGGAGGAGGAAACGCCCGUUCUCAUGAACCCCGAAUUGCCGAACCUCAAAUCCGUGCUGGACGCAGCGGAUGUAGUGCUCCAGGUGCUGGACGCACGCGAUCCACUUCCCUUCCGGAGCUCCCAUCUCGAGGAGUUAGCUGCUGCCAAGUCUGGUUGCAAGGUCGCUUUUGUACUGAACAAAAUUGGCAAGUCUAUUCGAUUGUUCUCGUCCCCUCGACUGAGGCUGAAUUCUAUUUUAGAUACAUCCCCGCGAGAAGCUGUUGCUGCUUGGACAACUCAUCUCCGCACCGUCCAGCCGACAUUUCCAUUCCGGUCGUCCACAAGAUUCAUGCCUCUCGGUUCAGAGGCAAUCAUGGCGGACAAGGGGAAGGGCAAGUCAAAAGCAUCCCCGAAUGACGCAUUGGGACAAUCGGCCAUCUUGGAUUUCCUGGCCGACUGUGCAAGCUCGAAAAAGGGCGAUGCGCCGCUCACAGUUGCCGUCGUCGGGCUGACCAACUCCGGAAAGAGUUCCCUGAUCAAUUCGCUCAUACAAAAGUCUGCUCUGCCGAUAUACACUUUGGCCACUUCCUCACGCGGCCCAACAACAACCUCGUACGCGCAAGAGGUUGUUCUCGACAUCAAGGGCAAGCAAAUCCGACUUGUUGAUACUCCUGGGCUUGCUUGGGAGAUUCCAUCGGGCGUCUCAGAUGACGAGGAUGAGGACAGUGCAAAUGCUGUUAACGAUGCUCGGGCACGCGACAUCCUGCUACGCAGCAAAGGCCGGAUCGACCGAUUGAAGGAUCCCGUAAUGGCCGCGCAACACAUCGUCUCUCGCACGAACGCCGAAGAUCUGAUGCUCAUGUACAGCCUGCCUGCCUUCUCUGCAGGCGACAUGGACGCGUUCUUGUCGUCCGUGGCACGUGCGCAUCAUCUGGUGAAAAAGCGAGGCGAGCUGGAUCUGACCGGCGCUGCCCGCAUUGUGCUGCGGGACUGGAACACCGGGAAACUUCCUCGAUACACCGUGCCUGCCACUUCAUCUGCAGGCUCGGCAUCGCUUUCCGCAGCGGAUGAAUCACUGCUCGCUACGCUGCAGAUGCGCAAGGAUUUCCGCAAAGCCCGGGGUCUGGUUAAACUCACCCUCGGUGCGAUCGAGACAAGGAGGGCUGUGUUGGACGAGGAUUGGACAGCGUCUGCUGUUGGCGACGAUGAUGUAAGCGAAGAUGAGGGUGAAGAUGAAGAUGAAGAUGAAGAUGAAGAUGAUGCCGGCGUCCAAAAUGAUGACGACGAGAGUAUCGAAGAGGAAGCUGAGGACGAAGAAGACGAUGGAGAAGAGGAAGAGGAAGAAGAGAUCGUCGUUCCCCUUUCCGGAAAGCAGAAACGGAAAAGGGCAGCAGAACAGGCGAAACCUCGCAAAAAGGUCGUGUUCGCACCAGAACCUAAAUCCUCGAAGCAGGCUCGUUCGGCAGCAAGCAAGACGCCCAAGCUUCGUGACACAGCUGUGAGAUCGAAGAAGAUCGCUGCGAAUGUAGGUAGCAAGUCACAAAAGACGGCUGGUGCUCCGGGACCUGAGGAGUACAACUUUAGCCAGUUUUUCUGAGACGCAGAUCUAUACAUUCGCCAUCCUUCAUUACUGUAGUGUAAUUCACAUGCGACUUGAAUGUGAGCACUCCUCAUGGAGAGGGUGACAGUGUCCUGAGGAACUCUAUGGCAGGAUGUCUAAUCAGGUAACUGCCACUCCUUUUGGGGUUAUCAGCACCGCCUAGAGAAGUUGGAUGUGAACGCUGAACUGUUGAAUCGCGACCACAAUCGUGACACUACUUUCCUCGUGCCUGUCGUUCCGUGUGCAGGUCCACUCUUCUACCGCCGGCGUCAAUUGCGGCCAUCUGACGGGACAUGGGAAAGAAAGAGAAGCUACUGCCCCAUGACGUCGUCACCCAGAGGACCACAUAUAACUGGACGGCGUGCUGGGAAGAACCUCGGUCUCUCUUUUUCUGGACUCAACAACACCUUUUCAUGUGCUGUCUGCUGCGGCAUUUCAUAAUGGGCACGAUAUAAGAGCGCGGCGCCUACUCUGCAUACUUGUACUCACCACUAAUCACACUCACGACCCACAAUGACCAUUUCCGUUUCCCUCGACCCUAUUCCUCUGCGUCCUCAGGACAACAUCAAGACCGGUCGCCCCCCUCUGUUGCAUAAGCUCUCCCGAACGCCUGGGGUGCCCAUCCACGACACCAUGCUCAGCGCCCUUCCCGUCGAACUGCUCGCCGAGAUCUUUCUCCUGUACUGUGGGAGGUUCUGUCCAGUAGGAAGCGCGACCCAAGGGCCGAGGCUGCUGCUUCGGGUCAGCAAAUCGUGGAGAGAUCUGGCCAUUGACUCGCCGCACCUCUGGUCGUCCUUUUCGCUCGACGUCCGGCCUGGAUCUAGGCGGUGCGAUGAGCCCAUCGACGAGCUUGCACGGUGGAUCAGACGCUCUCGGCGGAUUCCGCUCGAUUUCAAAGUGCACUACCCGGUUAUGGACAGCACGGCCACGGUGCUCUUCGGGCUCCUGAUCGACGCCUCAGCCCGGUGGCGCGAUGUGCGCAUCCACGCACCCAACGCGUGUCUCGCCCCGUUGUGUGAUCUCGACGGCGCGAGAUUGCCUUUGCUGCGAAAGUUCAAGCUGGAGACCGCCGUCGCAUUCACGCUGGCGCCCGCGAGUCUGCGCAUCCGGUGGGACCAGAUAUCGACGCUGGAUCUGUUCGUGAUUCCUGUGCCGACGCUCGAUCAGAUCCUGUGCAUCCUGCGCGAGGCGAAGGCGCUUCGCCGCUGCCGGACGAAUGCGUUGUGCGUGCUGGAAGACACGCAGCCGGAGGAUGAGGACAUCCGCCUUCCAUAUCUGUCGCAUUUUGAGCUCAAGCUGUACGGCAGCAGGAAUGGAACGGAUGCCCAAAGCGACCUUCUCUCUGUGCUGAACAGGCUUUCCGUGCCGGCACUGUCGUGUCUGGGCAUCAGCUGGGCCGUCUCGCAGGCCUCGUACCGGGGCUUUGACGGCCCGACUGCUGAUGGAUUCGCGCAGUUUCUGGCUCGGUAUGGGCGGCGCCUCCAGCGCCUGAGCCUGGCGUACCUCCCGCUGGACACGCACCAGCUGCUGCGGUGUUUGCGCGUGGUGCCCAAUCUGACGUUCCUGGGCAUCUCGCUGUCGCAGGCCGACGCUGCGCACGACAGCAUCAACGACGAAUUCCUCAGCGCACUGUCGGCCGACGGGGGUCUGCUCCCAGCGCUGAAGAGCGCCUGGCUCGAGAGCCACGGCGGGGCCUUCGACGACGCCGCGUUGCUUGCGUUUCUGGCCUCCCGAUGGAGAUACUCCCCCUCCGCGUCAGGCUGUCUGGAGUCGUUGGACAUCGUUGCGCCCCUCCGACGGGCGGAAUAUCGUCCCCUGCACUUCUCGGACUCCAGGCGCGGCCGGCUCCAAGUCUCGGCACGACUCAAAGCCGAGCGCUAUAUGUUACCAGUCCUCCUCUCGUUUAUGCUGUACGAUUUCACGGACAAGAUGAUAUGUUUUACGAACAAGGACUUUCCGCCGGACAUUCGGUCGUUACUGGUUUUGGUGUAGUUGCGUUAUUGACGAGCUUCUGUCGCUGCGAGCAAGUAUGUAGUCUGGAAUGAUAUGAGUCGCGGCAGUCAGAGUAUCUGAACGGGUCAAGGCAGCCUUCAAUGCUUGCAUAUCGCGGC
Mycena citricolor is the source of this 4209-nucleotide messenger RNA. The record is from the annotation of a GenBank genome assembly. NCBI's taxonomy places the organism in Eukaryota, Fungi, Basidiomycota, Agaricomycetes, Agaricales, Mycenaceae.